GUACUAAACUACACUACACUACUAUAUUUAACACCUUUCUUAAUGCCUUCAAAAAGAUUAGAGCAUUUCUGUUGCUUCAUUGACAAGUGAACCCCCCUUUUCCAUUAAUUUCCACUCUCUCUCUCUCUCUCUCUCUCUCUCUCUCUAGAGCUACUUUUCUCUCCUUGUGUUUUGAUCAUUCAUACAAUACAAUGAAGGGGUGGGGCAAAAUGGGAGUAAAGUUUGUUCUUUUCAAGAUGCUUGUGCUCAUCAUAGUGAUAAUGGUUAUGGGAAAUGAGGGUAAUUUGGUAACUGCAACAAAUCAUGUUGGGACAACAUGGGCAGGUUCAAAGUAUGAGAUUGAAUGUACAAUGUGUGCAGCUUGUGACAACCCCUGUGCCACCCCAUCUCCGCCACCUCCUCCCCCGCCAUCUUCCUCUAACAAUUGUCCUCCGCCACCCUCUCCUCCUAGCUCCGGUGGUGGUGGUGGAAGUUACUAUUAUUCACCACCACCACCCUCCUCCUCCUCCUCUAGUGGUGGUGGUGGUGGUGGUGGUGGGGGCAAUUCCUAUUACUCACCACCUCCACCUGGUGGUGUAAUUGGUGGUUACUACCCUCCACCCUACCAAAAUUACCCUUCUGGCCCUGUUCCUCCACCUCCUAAUCCUAUUGUUCCCUAUUUCCCCUUCUACUUCUAUAAUCCUCCACCACCUUCACAAUCUGCUGCUUUUAAGCUCACUCAUUAUUAUUCUUCUUUUUUCACCACUAUGUUCAUUUUCUUCUUCAUUUUCCUUUGAGAAUUUUCCAAGGAAAAAUGUAUAAAUAAAGUGUCGGAAUCACAGAUCUACAAACUUGCAGAGGUGAGAGCAACAUGGAUUUAUCCUUGGAUUAUUAACAAGCUGAAGAAUUAAUGGUGAAUUCAUGAAUAGCUGAAGUGAAGUUCUCUUCUUGCUCUCAUCCUGUGGAGUAAUUAAUCUGUAAAUUCUUUGACCAUUGUUCUAAUUAUGCUUCGCAAAUUUUAGCUUCUUAAUUUUUCUAAUUCGUAUAGAAUGUAAGAAAAUUACUUUAGUCAAUUUUGCAAGAAUUAUAAAGUCAACUUCUAACUAAUAGUCUAAUAGCUGUUGUGCUUCUAGACUUUCCAAUUCAGUUCA
Molecule: messenger RNA, 1130 nt
Organism: Nicotiana attenuata
Lineage: Eukaryota; Viridiplantae; Streptophyta; Magnoliopsida; Solanales; Solanaceae
Product: anther-specific protein SF18-like
Exons: 1
Coding region: 192-776 (194 amino acids)
Source: RefSeq, a predicted model, not a curated record